Messenger RNA from Plutella xylostella (diamondback moth), 2064 nucleotides. RefSeq names its product Protein phosphatase 4 regulatory subunit 2-related protein (gene PPP4R2r). Gene Ontology annotation, molecular function: protein phosphatase regulator activity. Lineage: Eukaryota; Metazoa; Arthropoda; Insecta; Lepidoptera; Plutellidae. The record is from RefSeq and is a predicted model, not a curated record. Gene Ontology annotation, cellular component: nucleus; protein phosphatase 4 complex; cytoplasm.
CUCUGUCUUGUCUAUGCGUGCGUGUGUGUGUUUGCGAGUGAUUCAGUAAAACAUUAAUUUCAUAAAAAUCCCUUUGUUUAGUGAAAUACAUAAUUGUUCGUAAUUCAGUUAUCAUUAUGGAAAACGCUGAAGAGAUCCUGCAUUUCCUAGAAGAAUUUUCAAAGCGUAAGCCCAAGUCUAUACCGCAGGAACUCAAUGAAUACUUAGCGUACGUAGCACGAACCGGUGAUCCAGUCUACCAAUGGUCGCUUGUGAAGAGUUUAUUCAAGGAAAAGCUUCUCAAUGUUAUAACCGACUUCUACGAAACCACUCCAGGUUUAGACAUACCACCUUAUCCAAACGUAGAUCCAUUCAAUUACGACAUAAUGAAAAAUAUGCUUCUUGAAAGACUUGACGCCUUCACUGCAGCUCCAUUUACUGUACAGCGAAUUUGUGAGUUGCUGACAUAUCCCCGUAAGCAGUACAAUAGAAUAGACAAGUUCAUGCGUGCGGUAGAGAAGAACAUCCUAGUUGUGAGCACCCGGGAGCCAGGACACUUGCGUCAUGCCGAGCUCGAGAAUGGAGACCCCCUAGAGCCACUUGUGAACGGUUCUGAUAAUAAUUCCGAAUACAAUGUCGAUGUAGAGAUGGAAGACAUGUCUUGGAAAGAAAAUGCUGAACAGAAGCAAAAUGCUGAGCCACAGCCCAGCUCAUCUGAUGCACACAUUUCAGUAGAUGAUAUUGAAGCGAGACUUCAAGCCAAAGAAGAAAUGCCGAUGGAAAGUGUACAAGAAAAGCCUGCUGCACAAUAUGAAUCAGUUACUCCUCCUGAGCUCAAUGUUGCCAAUGAACAAGUUGACAAAGCUGCUGGUGAUGCUCCAAGUCUCGUGAAUAAACCUGUAACUGAGGAGAAAGCUGACAUUACAGAGCCCCCAAGCAUACCAACUGCUUCAGAAGAGCCAAAAAUGGAAAUAGAAAGCUCUGAAACUCCAACUGACGUUGCCACAGCUGAAACUACAGCCCCUCUUGUAAUCCCUGAAAUUACUGUUGAUGAUGCUGAAAUGACAGAACAGAAGCUCAUAAAGCAGGCUUCAGUAGAAUCAAUAGAAACUAAACCAGAACAGGAAAUCAUAGCGCCCACACCAGUGGCCAUACCUCCUGAAGUGAAAGAGCCAGUUAUUGAACCUCAGCAGCCUCAAACACUUGAUGAUAGCAGCUCAGACUCUAACAAGGAUGAAAUAAUUGAGCCCAAACUAAUAUCUGAAGUGUGCACCUCCAGUGAGGAAAGCUCUUCGUCCAGUGAUAUUACUGAUGGAAGCAGUAAUUCACCUAAAAAUGACAGUGAGAGUAGUAUGCCUGCACAAGAAGACUCAAAUCAAUCUGAAAUUAUAACUGAUGAGCCACCAAAAGUAGAGAAAGUGGAAGUUAAAGAAGCUACUCCAGAACCAGAAAAGCCUUGUGACGAAGAAAUCAAAAGUGAACCACCACAAGUUAUUCAAUCUGAAGAUUAUUCAAUAUCAGAUGUCAAAUCAGAGAUACCUCAGGUAACAGAAACAGAACCUGCUGUUGUGGCUGAACUGCCCCCAAAAUCUCCUGAAAUAGUCCCUGAGGUUGACAUGAAGGAGGAUGUGCCAGUAGAAACACAAACAAAGGAAGAAGUACCAGAAGAGCCAAAACCAGAAGUAGUAGCAGAAGCUGAACCAGAAAAGGUUGAAUCUUAAAUGGAUUAACUGUUAUUAGGAAUACCAUGACUUACCAUAUUUGAAGCUCAAAAUAAUAAGGGGCAUCCUAAUCUUUAUCAAUUUACCUCAACUUAAAAUUAUUGAAUUACAAGUAAGAUUUGCAUAGCAUGGCAAUGGCAUUACUAAUGAAUAAGUUGGAAUUUGUUGUGUGUAAUUUCCUCAGACUGAAUGACUGUAUUCCUGAACCCAGAUGAAGCUAGACAUACUCUGAAUCUGAAUAACUGUGGUGUGAUAGUCGAGUUUUUAUAUCAAAUUAGAAACUUAUGAUUUUAAGAUUAUAAUUUAGUUUAAUUAUAUUUGUAUGUGAAAUAAAACAAUGAAUUUGUAAAAAUUCGUGACUUUA